Molecule: messenger RNA, 1090 nt
Organism: Dendronephthya gigantea
Lineage: Eukaryota; Metazoa; Cnidaria; Anthozoa; Malacalcyonacea; Nephtheidae
Product: luciferin-binding protein-like
Exons: 1
Coding region: 352-906 (184 amino acids)
Molecular function (GO): calcium ion binding
Source: RefSeq, a predicted model, not a curated record
GGCGUGAGAAUCAUGCUUUGCUGCAAACUUCUUUUUUAACACGUGUUCGUUGGUAACGUGGGCGUGCCGACAGGCCGGAUGAGGCCUGACUUGUCUCCAGUCGCUUACCUAAGGUGCGCCUCGGGGUAUUGCCAUGAUCCUUUGCGUCAUCAAUUUUCAUCGCUUUGUUAGGCAACCUCGUACCCAGGGCACGAGUAAAGACCCUGGGUACGAGGUUGUUUGUUAGAAACUGUAGAAGAGUCAGGGCUGUGGCCUCGAUACGUUUUGAAACCUCUGACAAUUGUCAUUUCAGUAUAAGCGUCGCUUUGCGUUGCGCGUCCUAGCUCGUAUUCCAAUCAAUCCAUCGUCAACAUGAGCGUGAAUGAACAGCAAAAAGCUUAUCAUUUGAGAAAAAUGAGAACACGUAUGCACAGAAUGGAUAUGAACCACGAUGGCUAUAUCUCACGCGAAGACUUUGAGCUCAUGGCUAAAAGAUUGAUAGAACACACUUGUGAUAUCACCGAGGAAAAAUGCCAAGCAAUUACUGCGACGUUCGCAAAGGUUGCCGAUCUCAUGAGUCUUAAACCUGGUAUGAAGAUUCCGUUGGAAGAAGCUGCCAAGGCCGCCAGCGACGUGCUCUUGUCGCCAUCAGGCGAGAAACCCUCCGGAGUCCACGAUAUGCUGUUUGAUUGCAUCGAUACAAACAGCAAUGGAACCAUAUCCGAAAAAGAAUUUAAAGUCUACUUCAAUGUUAUUGCUCACAACAUAAAUGACGAAGAAAUUAAGCGUUGCUUUGACGUCAUUGAUUCGAAUAGCAACGGCGUGAUCAACCGAGACGAGUUCGUCGCUGCGGCAAAAGAGUUUUUCUUCGGAGUGGAAGAGACCGAGUUGGCGAAUGCAUUUUAUGGACAAUUGUUGCCAAAUUGAUUAUCUAAAUGCUGUUCAAGAUAUGCGACGGGACAUACAAUUAUAAAGUAUAGCAGUAGAGGAUGAACACCUAUAGCUGUCAUCAUAUUUCGAUAUUACAUGCACUGAUAAUGCAACUCAGAAUAGUAUAUAGUCAUAUGCAAUUAAAAUCAGUAUUCAAAUAUAAUUUUGGGGAUUUAGUUUA